ACUUGAGGAAGCUGAGAAGUUAACCCUGGGAGGGGUUGUGCAAGUGUUUGUUCCUCACAUGGUUCAGGCCCUGCUGGAUGCCAAGGGUGGUCUUUGGCUCACCCAGGCUCGGGUGGCUUGGUAUCAGGCUAAGCUUUUAGAGAACCCUGAAGUCACCCUGCAGACCUGCCCCUCCCUUAACCCAGCCACCCUUGUGCCAGAGACAGAGGAGCUGGAACAUGACUGUUUAGAUGUAAUAGAUGCCCAAUACUCCAGCAGUCCAGACUUAAAGGACCAACCAUUUCCAAAUGCGGAGUGUGAGUGGUACACUGAUGGCAGUAGUACUGUUGUAGAUGGACAAAGGAGGGCGGGCUAUGUUGUUGUGACCCUCCACGAUACCAUGGAAGCCGAGGGUUUGCCUGCUGGAACAUCUGCUCAGUUUGCUGAACUAGUAGCCCUGAUCCGUGUGCUUGAACUGUCAAAAGGAAAACGGGUCAACAUCUUUACUGACUCUAAAUAUGCUUUUGGAGUAUUACAUGCUUAUGCUGGUUUGUGGAAGCAAAGAGGACUGUUAACAGCCCCAGGCUCUCCAGUUAAGCAUAGGUCUCAGACCCUCUGGCUCCUAGAAGCCGUACAGCUCCCCUUAGAGGUAGCAGUGGUGCACUGUAAGGCCCAUCAAAGGGAAAAUCAAGAUGUGGCCCGGGGUAAUGCUAGGGCAGACAGGGAAGCCAAGCGUGCUGCUACCUUGCAGUCACCGGAGGCAGAGACUGCCCAUAUGCAUGCCCUUAUCCCAUCGGUAGGGGAGCUCCCAGCCCCGCAGUACUCUCCGGAAGAAAGAAACCUGGCUGACAGGCAUGGUCUCCAAGAAAAGGAGGGAUGGCUCUACUCCACAGAGGGAAGAAUUUUAUUACCUGAGAGCCUAAACCGACCAGUGUUACAGCAAUUACAUCAAACUACCCAUGCAGGGAGGGAGGCUCUUACCCAGCUUGAGUAAAUAUUUUCUAACCUCUGGACUUAGACCCCUAGCAUCCCAGGUACAAGCUGAAUGUUUGGUUUGCCAAAAGAAUAACCCAUGACCAGGACUGUCAGUGAGGCCAGCCACUCUAGAACCCACCCCAGGUCCAGGACUGGUGUGGCAAAUAGAUUUUACUGAGUUCCCCUGGACUCAAGGGUACAAAUACCUUCUCAUCUUAGUGGAUCGAUUCAGCGGAUGGCCUGAAGCCUUCCAAUGUCGAAACAAUACGGCCAAAACAGUGGCCUUAAAAUUUGUCAAGGAGAUUAUUCUUCGAUUUGGACUCCCCCAGUGGAUGGAAUCUGACAAUGGAACCCACUUCACAUCAAAAAUUGUUCAAAACAUAUCGGAUGUCUUACACAUCCCUUGGAAGCUCCACACUCCAUGGCGACCGCAGGCCAGUGGAGUAGUGGAAUGCACGAAUCAGACACUCAAGCGACGUCUCUCAAAGGUCUGCCAGGAGGCUUCUCUUCGGUGGCCUGAUGCUUUGCCCCUUGUUUUACUCUGUGUCCGUGCUCUCCCCAAGGGCAGAUUAGGGCUCAGUCCCUUUGAGAUUAUGUUUGGAAGGGCAUGGCCUAUGAAUGGUACAUCGGUUCUGGCAGGGGAGUGGGAAAUGGGGUGUGGUUUCUUGUCUCAGUACAUGCGCUCUUUGUCUGCUGUUCUCUGUUCUCUCCACAGGUACACCAAA
Messenger RNA from Gopherus evgoodei (Goodes thornscrub tortoise), 1679 nucleotides. RefSeq lists its product as uncharacterized. The coding region runs from base 59 to 973 and encodes 304 amino acids. Gene Ontology annotation, biological process: DNA integration; DNA replication, removal of RNA primer. Gene Ontology annotation, molecular function: nucleic acid binding; RNA-DNA hybrid ribonuclease activity. NCBI's taxonomy places the organism in Eukaryota, Metazoa, Chordata, Testudines, Testudinidae. The transcript has a single exon. The record is from RefSeq and is a predicted model, not a curated record.